UGUUUACUGUAGUUUAAUGAUAACAGCAGUAACUAUCACAUAUCUCUUUUAAUAGUUCAGUCAGUAGUUCUACUCAGUACAGGUAUCUCAGCAACUACCUGCAUCUACUCGUCGUUAUCAGAUCCUCGGAUGCAGCAGGGCAAGGGCUCGGAUGAUAUUCCUCCUAAACUUCGAGCGUGUUUGUUUUGCUUUGAUUCCAGACCUGUUCGACGCGCUCUGCUCUUGAGAGUAUCAUCAUCAGCUCAUCGCGUCAGUAGUUCAUAUAUCUGUUUAUAUCUGUGUUUAUAAACAGCAUGUGCUGAUCUGCGGUUUUUUAAUGUCUAGACACUGCUAUUACUCUGCAGCACCAUGGAGAACCCCCACGAGCAAGUGCAGAACGCGCUUCUUUCUCGCAUCAUCACAAACAUCGAAAAACUCAACGAAGCUGUCAUUGUUCUCAAUCGUACUCUUCAGGACGUCAACCGCGAAAACAUGAACGUCGAGCUUCUUUCUCAGAUGUGGGAAAACUACCAACGCAACGUGCUCUUCAACCUCGAAAGCACCGGCUCGCUUGAGAAGCCUAUAUGAUCCUUUAUCACUUUAUAUCAAUUGUUUGGAGUUUUGCGUGCUUUUUUUCAUGAUUUUUAUUUAAUACAACGAUUAACUAUACCAA
Myxozyma melibiosi is the source of this 652-nucleotide messenger RNA. Its product is annotated as DASH complex subunit Dad4. Gene Ontology annotation, cellular component: DASH complex; mitotic spindle. The record is from RefSeq and is a predicted model, not a curated record. NCBI's taxonomy places the organism in Eukaryota, Fungi, Ascomycota, Lipomycetes, Lipomycetales, Lipomycetaceae. The transcript has 3 exons. Gene Ontology annotation, biological process: attachment of spindle microtubules to kinetochore. The coding region runs from base 349 to 567 and encodes 72 amino acids.